CAACUAAUCAAAUUAUUGUCAUGUCGUUGUUCGACAAUAGCGGAAUUUAAUUGUUUGCGUUAAGUUGUCAAAUAUAGUUUAUAUUGUAUAAAAAAUCGCUAAUGAUAUUUAGCAAAAUAUAAUAGAUUCACUUUUUUAAAAAGCGUUCCCUUAUUAUAUAUUAAAAUGGAUCAGAUGUUGAGUCCUGGGUUUUCAAUCCCCAGUAUAUCGGCAACACCGCUUCAUCAAAUGGAUGCGGAUCAACAAAUUGUACCAAAUCCUGUUUAUCAUCCUGCAGCAGACACACACGAUCUAAACCACAUGGGUAUGCCUUCAUUAAUGAAUAGUGGCGCUUCUCCUGCAGCAGGAAGUUCUUCUAUGAUAGGAAAUGCACACCCAACGCUACCCACCGCACAUAAACAAAUGCAAUCGUAUCAAAGUUCCGCAAAUUCAUUGACAAAUGGUGCGGCGCCACAAAGUCUAAUGAUGCCGCAAACACCGCAAAGUCUAAUGUCACCAAUGGUGCCGAUGAGUGAGCGCGCUGAAAAUCUUAGUAACAUACAUCAAACAAUGGGCCCUGCGACACCAAUGACUCCAAUGACCCCUGGUUCGGCUGACCCUGGCAUCGUACCACAGUUACAGAAUAUUGUGUCCACUGUCAAUUUGUGCUGUAAAUUAGACUUGAAAAAAAUAGCUCUGCAUGCGCGUAACGCUGAAUAUAAUCCAAAACGAUUUGCUGCUGUAAUUAUGAGAAUUCGUGAGCCACGAACUACUGCCUUGAUUUUCUCUUCUGGCAAAAUGGUAUGCACAGGUGCAAAGAGUGAGGAUGACUCUAGGUUGGCAGCAAGAAAGUACGCACGCAUUAUUCAAAAACUAGGAUUUCAGGCCAAAUUUCGAGAUUUUAAAAUUCAAAAUAUGGUCGGCUCAUGUGACGUGAAAUUUCCAAUACGCUUAGAAGGUCUUGUACUUACGCAUUGCAAUUUCAGUUCGUAUGAACCAGAGCUUUUUCCAGGUCUAAUAUAUCGAAUGGUGCGGCCUCGUAUUGUGCUUUUAAUUUUCGUGUCUGGCAAAGUGGUGCUAACAGGAGCAAAGGUGCGCCAGGAAAUCUAUGAAGCAUUUGAUAAAAUAUUUCCUAUUCUAAAGAAGUUCAAAAAACAGUCUUAACGUCACAAUACAAUGACUGCUUUCCGUGUUGGAAUAUUUAUUUAAUUUGCGAAUAGCUUGCAGCAUCGAACGGGUAUUCAUGGUUUAAAACUAGUUGCUGUUAAACAAUUUGCAAUUGGCUAUUUGAUGAAUCAGGGAGUUAUGAUUGAAUAUAUUAAACUUUUAUAUAAAGUUUGUGUGAAAUUAGUUAAGAGAACAUUGUAGUUUAUUUAAUAAGUAUAUUAGAUUUAGGCGCUGCGGAAUUGUAAAACGCAUACUAUGUAAUAUUGUUUAAUAAUUUAAUUUUGUAUAACAUCUUAACUUUGUAACCGAUUCAGUUCGACUAAAUACAAAACGAUGUAAGAUCGAA
This is a messenger RNA of Ceratitis capitata (Mediterranean fruit fly), 1492 nucleotides long. RefSeq names its product TATA-box-binding protein (gene Tbp). The record is from RefSeq and is a predicted model, not a curated record. Bases 166 to 1143 code for a protein of 325 amino acids. Gene Ontology annotation, biological process: DNA-templated transcription initiation. Gene Ontology annotation, molecular function: DNA binding; RNA polymerase II general transcription initiation factor activity. The transcript is spliced from 4 exons. NCBI's taxonomy places the organism in Eukaryota, Metazoa, Arthropoda, Insecta, Diptera, Tephritidae.